Molecule: messenger RNA, 1410 nt
Organism: Zootermopsis nevadensis
Lineage: Eukaryota; Metazoa; Arthropoda; Insecta; Blattodea; Termopsidae
Gene: sra
Product: RRM_RCAN_like domain containing protein Sra
Biological process (GO): calcium-mediated signaling
Cellular component (GO): cytoplasm; nucleus
Molecular function (GO): nucleic acid binding; calcium-dependent protein serine/threonine phosphatase regulator activity
Source: RefSeq, a predicted model, not a curated record
AUAAAUGUGCUAUAGGUGGCUUGUGGGUGCCGGCGGGUGAAAUAUUGUGUAAACAUGUGGGAACUGAAACUCUGUAUUUGAAAUAUUGACCAUUUGUUUACAAUAAUUAUUUGGAAGUAUCUACAACAAAUUGCGUUACAAAUAAUAAGCGUGUGACUCUUACUCCUAUCAUUGUAACCUACAUGCUAGUAGUUGGUACCGGAGCUUUGUAACCUGUACUUGGCCUUACAAAAUCAACUUUGGCAUAUCACAAUGGAAGAGCAAGAAGGGCGAAUGGCUGUUGAUUCAGAUGAACCAAUGUCAAAUGAUGAGAAUGAUAUUAUUAUCAACGAAGUAGAUGGCUUGCCCAAUGUUCAUCCAAAUUACAUUGAAUUAGAACUUCAUCAUGAUGCUCCUAGACAGAAUUUAGAUGAUGCACGAACUAUGGAUGAAUUGAUUCAUGAUGAAGAUCUUCCAACUUCAUUGAUAGUUACAAAUCUAGAUGGCUUCAUCUUCAAAGAUGAGAAAAAAAAAAAAGAACUGGAAUUACUCUUCACUCAGUUUGGCGAACCAGCUUCAUUCCAAUUUUUCAGAAGCUUUAGGCGUAUGAGGGUGAAUUAUAAUUGCCCAGCUGCUGCUGCUAAGGCUAGAAUACACAUGCACCAGACACAGUUUGGAGAUACUUUAAUCAACUGCUACUUUGCACAGCCUGUUUCACCAGUUGAUUUAGAGGACCAACACUUGCAACCACCGGCUCCAGUUAAGCAGUUCUUGAUUUCUCCACCAGCAUCACCGCCAGUUGGCUGGGAGCCAAGAGAUGAAGGAGAACCACUAGUGAAUUAUGAUCUUUUAGCUGCUAUAGCAAACUUGACCCCAGGAGAGCCACAUGAAUUGCAUCCACCAUCAGGCAGCCAGCCAGGUAUUGUAGUUCAUGUUUGUGAGGAAUCUGCUGGGACAUCCAAAGGCGGAACGCCACUACCAAAAGCUCGAAUAAUGCAGACAAGGUGCCCAGAUCACAACUGAACACUAUGAAGAUGCUGCCUAAUUUGCCAGUUUGUACUUAGGCUUCAGUGUGAAUCCUGUAGUUGACAUGGGAAUGCCAGCUACUGAUACUGUACCUUUAUCAAAAUUGAAAUGUUUCAAUAUUUGAGAAAUUGAAAAGAAAGAUUAGUAAAUUUCAUACAUUGUAAACAAAAUUGGAACAAGUCUUAUAAAUUUUAGAUUCCAUUCACAGUUAUUAAGGUCAGUGUCAGUGGAAGACAACUGAUUUUGAGUUCUCCUUCAUAUAAGAAUUUUGCAUCAUGUAAUGUUUGUUGUGUUUGCUUUUGAUUUAGUGCAGCUAAUUUAUUCUGAAGCAUUUGUAUAAGAUAUUUAUCCUCAUAAAGUGUAGUAUGAAGUUUUCUAAAUAAAAUAUUACAGUAUUUUAAUUUA